Messenger RNA from Panicum hallii, 596 nucleotides. RefSeq lists its product as uncharacterized. NCBI's taxonomy places the organism in Eukaryota, Viridiplantae, Streptophyta, Magnoliopsida, Poales, Poaceae. Gene Ontology annotation, biological process: negative regulation of cell population proliferation. The record is from RefSeq and is a predicted model, not a curated record. Bases 109 to 228 code for a protein of 39 amino acids. The transcript has a single exon.
AGGAAAAGAGAAAUAAUAUAAACUCCACUUGCGGGCAGCAGUGUGCUCAAUCAAGGGAUCAAGGAGGAGCCAAUAGAUCGAGUUUGCUUGCUCUAACAAAAAGCAAGGAUGAAGCUUGUUGGGAGCAGCAAGAGGAGAGGAGGGCUGGGCAGGGCUCUCAAGGAGCACAAGGCGAGGCUCUACAUCAUCCGCCGAUGCGUCGUCAUGCUGCUCCGCUGGGAUGACUAGCUUACAACCACAGCUAUUCGCGUCUGGCAUCGCAUGGCAUGCACUGAUGUUUGCCUUCUGACCGUACUUUUCGGUUCUUGAUCAUAUACCUGCCGGAUUUUCCCCAUCAUGGAUCGGUGAUGGGUGCUGCCCCGGUCCCUUUUUGUGAUAGAUCUCCUGAUCUAUUAUUAUGUGUGUAAUCUAUAGAUGUUGAGGUAGACCUUAGGAGGUAGUAGAGCUGUAGAGGUGAUUAGUAAACUGGAAUCAUGUCCGAACUCCGAAGGACAUGUUUUGCCUUGUAUGUUCUGUGCAAUCGCAAGGAAAAAAAAUAUGUGAUUCAAGUGCAGAAAAGGGGAAAUCCGAUGAAUUUCAGAUCAUCCAGUUCUUGU